CAAAGAAGGGGCUCGGGUAGAUACCAGAGGGUAAAAAGUGGUGCCUCAUUAAAAAGGAGCCCAUUGGAAACACCAACCCCUAAAAAAACCCCCAAACAAUUAGAAAUAACAACUCAAAGGAAGGACCUUGAAGCAAAGAAGGCCCAACAGGCCUAAGAAGCCCAGCUUUCUCAUCCUUCUCGGCUUUCCUCUCCUCCUGGGAAUGUUCCCAAGAGAAGGUGGGAAAGCAUCUUGGAUUGAAUUUACAUCUUUGUUAAGCAGUCAUUGAAACAUGGAGAAACACAGCUCACCUGGACCUGAAGCAGGUGGGGUCCAUGAGAGCACUGGAGCAUCCUGGAGAAAAAGUACACAUAAGUUCCUGAGUGUGGACCUUUAUAGCUCACACACACAGAGCCAGCAGUUCAGGCAUUCCUCCUUCCAAGAGGUCGAGGGACCCAGAGAGGUUUGCAGCCGCCUCCACUCUCUCUGCCGCCAGUGGCUGAAGCCAGAGCAACACACCAAGGCGGAGAUGCUGGACCUGGUGAUCCUGGAGCAGUUCCUGAGCAUCCUGCCCCCAGAGAUGGGGAGCUGGGUCCGAGAGUGUGGGGCAGAGACCUCUUCCCAGGCGGUGGCCCUGGCGGAAGGCUUCCUCCUGAGUCGGGCGGAGGACAAGAAGCAGGAAGGACAGGGAGUUCAGAUGAGUCUCACUGCAUCAGACACCACUCAAAGUCCCCAGAAGAAGAAGCUCAAGCAGGAGAGAGAUGAGGCUUUGGCCUUGCAGAGGGAUGGAAAGACACUGACAGCAAAUUCCCAGCUGUCUCUUCCUGUUUCUGCUGGAAUUGAGCCAACUGAGGACCUUUUCACCUUUGAGGAUGUGGCUGUCCAUUUCUCCCCGGCGGAGUGGGCUCUUCUGGAUCUUGAUCAGAGAAUGCUGCACACGCAGAUCAUGGAGGAGACCCAUGGGAUUGUGGCCUCCCUUGCAGUUAACUGCCAGAGGAGCAUUGCCAAGCACAAAGAGGAGCUUACCACACUUGGAGAAGUCCACGCAGAAGAGGAAAGUUCUGCCAGAGAGAGGCCCUUCAAAUGCAAUGCAUGUGGGAAAUGUUUUGCUCAAAAUAUGGACCUUGUGCUCCAUGAGACGAUCCAUGUUGGGGAAAAAGAUUUGAAAAGUAAAAUAUCAGGGAAAGGUGUUGAUGACAAACUGUCAAAUCUGAGCCAACAAGAAAUUUUUGAAGGAAUAGAAAGGCCAUCUCUUGUGACUUAUGAGAGACUCAACGUGGGAAAGAAAGUAUACAAAUGCCAGGAAUGUGGGAAGAGCUUUGGUCAGAGUUCAUCCCUUGUGAGCCACCAGAGAGUCCACACAGGGGAGAAACCAUACAUAUGUCUCGAUUGUGGGAAAUGUUUUGCUAACAGUUCCCAUUUGGUGAGGCACAAAAGAGUCCACACAGGAGAGAAGCCAUACCAAUGCCAGGAGUGUGGGAAAUGUUUUCCUUCCAAGUCAUCACUUCUGAGACACCAGAGCACCCACACAGGAGAGAAACCGUACAAAUGCCAGGAAUGUGGGAAAUCUUUUGCUCAGAGUUCAACCCUCGCACAGCACAGGAGAGUUCACACAGGAGAGAAGCCAUACAAAUGCCAGGAGUGCGGGAAAUGUUUUGUUCAGAAUAUACACCUUCUAUGCCACCAGAGCAGCCACACAGGAGAGAAGCCAUACAAAUGCCAGGAGUGUGGGAAAUGUUUUGUUCGGGAUUCAUACCUUGUCAGGCACCAGAGACUACACACAGGAGAGAAACCAAAUAAAUGCCAGGAGUGUGGGGAAUGCUCAGAAUGCACAACUCCUAGACCACUGGAGAACCCACACAGGGGAGAGAGUUUAGAAACGCCAGCAGUGUGGAAAUGUUUUGAUCAGGAAUUGUACCUUGUGAGGGAAUAGAGAAAAUAUGCACAUGCCAGGACUGAGAAAAAUGUUUGUUUGGGGACAACAUCUAGUAAAAUAUCAGACUCCUGAGUCAAUUUCAAGGAUGUGGAACUUAUUUUUCUCAAAAGUCAUCCUUGUGAAACAGACUUCACACAAGAAACAAAUCAUCCAAAUGCCAGAAGUGUGGGAAAUGUUUUGAUCAUAGUCCAUACUGGUGAGGCACAAGAGACUCCAUCCAGGAGAGAAUCCAUACAAGUACCGGUCAUAUCAUAAAUGUUUUCCUCCCCAAAAAAUGUAACCCUUGCAAUGCACUGUAGAGUCUACAUAGGAGAGGAAUGGGAUUAGUGCCAGGAUUGUGCUCAGAGUUUAAUUCCUCAUCCCUUCAUCUUAGCAAAACAUUACAAUGUGUAGACAUGGACAUUUUUGGUAGCCUUUAACAUGUCUCUUAGAAAAAGCCAGGGAGAGUCACACAGAAUCUGUGAAGGUAUUUCAGGAGAUCUUUGACAUGCACCUGCAGAAAAACCAUCAAAUGCAGUGGAAGCAUAUCUUGUCUGUGAUGGACAGUUUUUUUCCAAAUGUAAAGAAAUUCCAGUGUCAACAGCUACAAAUGAAAGGUUGUUUUCAACUCUGAAACAUUUGAAAACAUGCAUAAGAAGCACAACGGGGCAAGAAAGGUUGACUGGACUUGCACCUUGUCGAUGGAGCCUGAUUUCUGUCAAAGUGUACCAACACAGUUUUCAAGUGUUUCCAGGAGAUGUUUGGACUUCUUUUGUAAUUAUUAAAUUAUCAAUUAAGAGUCA
Molecule: messenger RNA, 2697 nt
Organism: Anolis sagrei ordinatus
Lineage: Eukaryota; Metazoa; Chordata; Lepidosauria; Squamata; Anolidae
Source: RefSeq, a predicted model, not a curated record